UAUUCCCGACGUCACUUCCAGCGGAAGUUGAGAAUUCUCACAACAUCGAGCUAGAGUUGCGACCGAAGGCUAGCCUCAUCUAUUGUCAAUCACGUUGACGUCCCACACGGAGGAGAAACAUGUCCGAUACGGAGACAAAACCAUCCAGCCAAGAUGGGGGUGAAAAGAAGGAUGGAGAGUACAUCAAGUUAAAAGUGAUUGGUCAGGACAGCAGUGAAAUCCACUUUAAGGUGAAAAUGACGACACACCUGAAGAAGCUGAAGGAGUCUUACAGCCAGAGACAGGGAGUUCCAGCCAGCACGCUACGGUUUCUGUUUGAAGGUCAGAGAAUCGCAGACAACCAAACUCCCAAAGAGCUGGGCAUGGAGGACGAGGACGUCAUCGAGGUCUAUCAAGAACAGACCGGCGGGCUUCGGAAGGACUAAACACAUUUCUACUUUCCUUUUUCUUAUUUUGUAUUUGAUUUUCUAUGUAUGUACGUAUUUGUGUUCAGCUUCAAACCAUCUGGAUCAAACUCUGUGAGGAAAGGGGACGGGCGGCGCAGGUGUGCCCGCCCGGUUGCCCCCGGCAACCGCCUACGACGCGUGUGUCGCGCCGACGUUUUCAUGACGUUUCUUUUGGGGCGUCGGCAGAAGCAAACGAUGCAUUCAAGGAACAGUUCAACGGGAACACUUCUCAUUACAGUUAUUAGUUAUUAUCCCGAUGGCUUCGUGUCAGCUUUAGAGGAAGAAUUAAUUAAAAGCAGACGCAUCCUUUUAUAAUUUUACAGUUCGCAUCAAGGGACCAAUAAGUUUAUUAUUUCCUUAUUCGUCUUCUCUGGUUCAGUUUCUGGAGCGUUCGUAAUAACCAGAUUAAAUAAGGAAGCUGCCCCGUGUGGUUUUGGGGAUUCUUUUGA
This is a messenger RNA of Cyclopterus lumpus (lumpfish), 895 nucleotides long. It is a transcript of the gene sumo1, whose product is annotated as small ubiquitin like modifier 1. Gene Ontology annotation, cellular component: nucleus; PML body. Gene Ontology annotation, biological process: protein sumoylation. NCBI's taxonomy places the organism in Eukaryota, Metazoa, Chordata, Actinopteri, Perciformes, Cyclopteridae. The transcript has 5 exons. Bases 120 to 425 code for a protein of 101 amino acids. Gene Ontology annotation, molecular function: ubiquitin-like protein ligase binding; protein tag activity. The record is from RefSeq and is a predicted model, not a curated record.